Messenger RNA from Zingiber officinale, 1121 nucleotides. RefSeq names its product ranBP2-type zinc finger protein At1g67325-like. The record is from RefSeq and is a predicted model, not a curated record. Lineage: Eukaryota; Viridiplantae; Streptophyta; Magnoliopsida; Zingiberales; Zingiberaceae. The transcript is spliced from 8 exons. Bases 87 to 914 code for a protein of 275 amino acids.
UCUCGCCGCUUCGAGAAUCGCUGCCCGUUCGAGGCGGCUCCUCCUCUCUCAACGUCGGACGACAUCCGCCCUUCCUUUCAUCUUUCAUGGCCUCCGCUAAGGUUGACGAUCGUGGCUUAGGGUCCAAAAGGUCGCGCAGUGAGGGUUUUAGGCGUGAUGGAGAUUGGACUUGCCCUAAAUGUGGAAAUGUGAACUUCAGUUUUAGAACAGUAUGUAAUCGUGGGAGUUGUGGUACUGCUCGUCCAUCUGCCAGUCCCAGUCCAAGACCUGGAGCGGCUCCUUACCCUGGUGGGUUUGAUCGUCAGUUGCCUAGUUAUUAUGGUGGAGUGGUGGGUCCACCACCUAUGCCACAUGGAAUGUCUGGUGGAUUUGGUUCCCCCCUUCCACCUCUUCAUGGGUUGCGCUAUGACUAUGGGCCACCGACAGGUGCUGCUGGUCUAUAUGGCCUUAUGUCUCCAUAUGGUCCAUCAGGGUCAAUUGGAGGGCCAAUUGGAGUGUAUGGCUAUGGACUUGGCCCUGUCAUGGAUAGAUAUGGUGGACCUGAUCCAAUGAUGAACAGAUAUGGUUAUGGCUAUCGUGGUUUCCCAAUGCCGCUUUCAGGUCCAACAAGUGCAGAGCAAUUAGAUAAUAGUGCUUCAAGGAAACGCCGCGGAGGCCCUGAUGGGUUAUCAGAGGGCGAUUGGGUAUGCCCUAAAUGUGAAAAUGUUAACUUCGCAUUCAGAACAACCUGUAACAUGAAGAAAUGUGGAGCUCCUAGACCUGCGCUGGCUCCUAACCGUGGCAGUGGCAAGGAACAAUCUGAUGCCCCUGAGGGUAGCUGGACUUGUGAGAAAUGCAACAAUGUCAACUACCCCUUCCGCACUGUGUGUAACCGGAAAGGGUGCGGAAAUGAGAAGCCAUCAUCGAGCAACUAACUCUGAGAGCUGAUGCCUGCUGAUUUAUGUGCGUUCAAAUAGUUAAAUCUUGUUGAUCUACAGGUUUCUGUUUGAUGUGCACCUCUUUGCUGUGUUGCUCUGAAUGCUGGUUGCUAAUUAUUGAUUUUGAACUCGAAAGAACUUUUUUAAAUUGUAAGACUUCAUAGUUGUGAUAGAUUGUGAUCAUAUUAACAGUCUAUUGUGCCA